CAUACACACAAAAAACAACAUACCCACUCCAAACGAAAAAUUAGCACCCCAUUGCUAUUUACUCCUGCUAGACCAUUGACGUUGACCUGAAAAAGGGUUAACAAGAAAGGUCUGACCUUUUUAGCUCACUGAUUGUUCCGCCACUAAUUGAACCAAAUGCUAGUAUGCUACUCAUCUUCCAUAAAUUAUAAUCACAGUUUGCUAAAACCCAUUCACUAAGGUUGUGUGGUGUGCGGAGUUGUAGAGAAAAUGAGCUCAAAAUAUUCAGGUGACAAAGCGUCGGAUGUGGACAGCUGGUUAUGGUUAGUUGGUGGUCUGAUAGCAGGCAUGAUUUUGAGUCCAUUAAUAUCAAGCUGGUUACCCACUUGGAAAUCCUCACUCAAGAGCAUGUUUGAGACUCUGCUGUGUCAGCUGGGCCAUCGAGAAAGACCUUCAAGCAUGGUCAACGAUUCAGCUUCCGCUCAUUUUCUGGAUUCAAACAUCAGCCCCCUGAGCGACGAUGAAGAUUCAUCUUCCUAUCAGUCUCUGGAUUCAAACAUCAGAGAAGGCUUCGGUCUGAUCGGGGACGAAGAUUCAUCUUCCUAUCAUUCUGCGGAUUCAAACAUGAGCCAAGUCAGUGCCCUGAGUGACGACGAAGAUUCAUCUUCCUAUCAUUCUGUAGAUUCAAACAUCAGCGAAGUCAGUUCGCUAUGCGAGGAAGAUAUUGCUCCCGUUCAGUUUCAGGAUUCAAACAACAGCGAAGAAUGCGUGGAUUCCCAUAAGCAGGUCUACAGAUACGAUGUGUUCCUAAGCUUCCGUGGUCCUGACGUCCGCAACAAUUUUGUUGAUCAUCUUUUCGAACGUCUCACUAAAAAAGGCAUUUUCACAUUCAAGGAUAAUGUAAGGCUCAAGAGAGGAAAACGCGUUAAACCCGAGCUAAUGGAUGCAAUUAGAGAUUCACGCCUUGCUAUCGUUGUCUUCUCUAGCACAUACCCGACCUCAACGUGGUGUCUCGAUGAAAUGUCCGCUAUAGCUGAUCUCCAUCGACAAGAGAAACAAAUUGUUGUCCCAGUUUUCUACGGCAUUACUUCUUCUGAUGUUGGAAGAGAAGGAGGCCCAUACGAUGUCCACUUCAAUUCAGAGCAAUACAGCAAAAUUCCCAAUAGGGUUGACCGAUGGAAGUUUGAUGCCAAAUAUUUGGCCAAAGCGUAUGGUUUCCCUAUAAACCCUGAGAGACCAGAGACUAAACAGCUGGAAGAGAUUAUUGCUUUUGUUACAAAGGAAUUGAAUCAUAAAUUCACAAUAGACAUCAGUGAUCUGAUUGGGAUACAGCCCCGUGUGGCAGAUCUAGAAAGACGACUCAAGUUGACAUCAGAGGAUGUUCCCUUUCAAAUUCUCGAAAUUGUGGGCAUGAGCGGGAUAGGAAAGACAGUUCUCGCUAAGAUCUUGUUCGACAGAAUCUCUUAUCAAUUUGAUGCUUGCUGUUUUAUUCAGGACGUCAACCACAUUCAUAAAAUGCAUGGCAGAGGGGCUACUACUAAGAUUCAAAAACAGAUUAUUCAUCAGCUUUUCCAGGAAGAAGAUCUACAAUUUCUAAGUUCUCCUGAAAUAGUCAAGAUGCUACAAAAUAGGUUAUGUAACCCAAAUCUCCCCAAAAAGGCUCUUAUAGUUCUUGACGAUGUUGAUGAUCCAAACCAAUGGCAUAAAUUGGGAAUAUUGCCUAACUUUCUUGGUGCAGGAAGCAGAGUUGUCAUAACUACUAGAUUUGAGCAUAUUCUUAAUGUCAAUACUACAGCAUAUGAAAUUUACGAGGCUCCACUGUUGAAUGAUGAUGAUGCACUUAAACUCUUUCUAACAAAAGUCUCCAAGAGCGAAGAUCCUAGCACUACUGUCAGCGGUGUAUCUCAUAAGAUAAUAGAAUAUGCUCAACGCCUUCCUUCAGCAAUUGAAAAACUGGCUUCCUCCUUCCAUCCAAUAGGUGAAGAGCUCUGGGAAAGAGAAUUGGUGAAAUGGAGAAAAUAUCCGAAUGAAAGGUUUAUGAAGUCUCUUCAGGAAACAAGUUAUGACGAACUGAAUAGAGAUGAGAAGGUGAUAUUUCUAGAUAUAGCCUGUUUCUUUGGGGGGAAAAGGAAGAAAUAUGUGGAGCACAUUUUGGGGACUAAAAUGUCAGAUCCCUACCUUGCGAUUCAAGAGAUUCGGAGGAAAUCACUCAUAACAAUUAGGAACCAUGAAAUUCAUAUGCAUCAAAUGUUACGAGAAUUGGGAAAGAACAUUGUUCGGGACAAAUAUCCAGAAGAGCCAAAAUAUUGGUCUAGAUUGUGGGAUGUCGAGGAUCUCCAAAAAGUCUUGAUGUCCGAUAUGGAAGCAAACAAAGUUCAAACCAUAGUUUUGGAUGAUGAUGUCUCCAAACACGAGGACAUGAAGAUUGAAGGGUUAUCAAAUAUGAGGGAUCUUAGACUGCUUAUAUUACAUCAUAAGAGCUCCUCAGAAAACCUCACUUUUCGUUUCAAUGAGCUAUACUAUCUUUUAUGGCAGGGUUACUCUUCCACUUCUCUCUCACUAUCCAUAUGGUAUAAUCUUGUUGAAUUAAAUCUAAUUAAUAGCAGAAUCCAACAACUAUGGGAAGGCAGCCAGCCAAUUCUUUCUUGGCAGGCAAUUCCAAAUCUAAAAAAGGUGGAUUUGAGCAACUCGAAAAAUCUUAAAGAGAUGCCAAGUUUUGAAGGUUGCCGAGGACUUGUGAGACUAGAUCUUUCAGGAUGCACAAACCUAACGAAAGUGCAUGAAUCAAUUGGGCUUCUUAAAGAACUUGAUUGCUUGAGUUUGCAAGACUGUACCAAUCUAGCCCUUCUUGAUUUUGGCACUAAUUGUCAGUUACGUUCUCUGAGAACUCUACUUCUCUCUGGCUGCACCAAGCUUGAGCACACGCCAGAUUUGACAGGGCUUUCAAAUCUUAGGUACCUGGAUCUUGGGCGAUGUACAAAUUUGUCCACAGUUCAUAAGUCUAUUGGGGAGCACACAACACUCAAGUACUUGAGUCUGAGAGGCUGCAAAAAUCUUGUUCAUCCACCUGACCUUGUCAAUGGCAACUCAUCCCUCCUAAUUCUAGAUUUGAGCGGUUGCAUGAGGAUAACAAACCUUCUCUGCCGCAGACAAAAAUUUGCGCCUUCCUCCUGCCUGGAAUCUUUGAUAUUUCUGAGUUCUGACUUCCUUGAGCCAACAAGAACUCUUGAUUUUGUUGCAAAGAUGAGGUGUUUAGAAAGACCAAACCCGAAGAAACAGGGUUUCAGUUCUGUAUUUGACAGGGACUGGCUUUGUUCUAAGCUGACAUAUUUAAACCUGGCAUACUGUCAUGAGCUUAGAAGAUUUCCUGAGCUAUCAUUUCAUGGCCUUCAUGAGAUGAAAGGAACUUUAGAACGGUAUCCACAACUCUCCAUCAUAGGUCAAGAUUAUAUAUUUUCAGCUUCUACUGUAUGAAUGGCACUUGAUGGAAGAGGUAAAACACAAUAUGAAGGAGGCCAAGCCAAGGCGGAGGAAAAGAACAUCUGGUCUGUGGACUCACACCUCUCAGGGCUGUUAUUGGAUAAAAGGUGAAGGGUAUUACAAGUCUUUCAUUUCUGAAGGAUAAUAUCUCUCAUCCCUAAUCUCAUGAUCUAGCUAUUGGAGCUGAGUUACGUCCACUCAAUCUCAAUUCUAAUAUAGUAUCAGAGUUGAUCAUUUCUAGGCGUGAAGGGAAGUUCUCUAGAGACUUUAUAAGCGUCCCUCAUCUCAUGAGCUAGCUUGGGUUGAUUUAGUCCCACUUGAUCUCAAUUAUAAUAAAGAUGGCUGUAACUACUGGUAUAGGUAUUGGAUGAAGGAAGAAUUAUUGGAAACCAUCAAGUUGAGCUACUGAAGAUGAUUUAUGUAAUUCGGGAA
This is a messenger RNA of Arachis ipaensis, 3891 nucleotides long. RefSeq names its product disease resistance protein Roq1. Gene Ontology annotation, biological process: defense response; signal transduction. NCBI's taxonomy places the organism in Eukaryota, Viridiplantae, Streptophyta, Magnoliopsida, Fabales, Fabaceae. The record is from RefSeq and is a predicted model, not a curated record. Gene Ontology annotation, molecular function: ADP binding.